CGCCGCGCGGCAGGUCCCGGCAGGUCCGCUCCUUGUCGGCGGCCCGCCGACUUCGUACGCGCCCGAGCGUCGCGGUCGCGGGGCAGCCUCGGGAUGGGCGCGGCGGCGAGCGCCCGCGCCGACGAGACCGUGGUAGCGGCCUGUGUGGAAAUCAACCAGUGAGUUAGGUUCGUGCUGCCGCAGAUAUACGGGGAUAGAGCAGACGCAGCUAAGGGGACAACGUCGCGUCGAUGGGUGGGGCGUCUGAAAUUUGAUUUCCACACAGGUGACGGCGCUGCGGACGCGGCUCGGGCUCGAGGCCCUCUCCGGCGAGCGGCGCGCCCUCGUCGAGGCGCGGCUCGACGACCUCUACGAGAGCCGCGGCGGCGAUCGGGCGUGGGCGGAGGCGGCCGAGGGCGAGCGCCCCGCGCUGGUGGAGGCGUUCGAGGCCGCCGCGCGCGGCGUCGUGGCCGACCCCGAGACAUUCCGGCGCCGGCGCCUAAGUUACGCGACGGCGCCGGCCGGGGCGGGCGCCGACGCCGGCGCCGGCGCCGGCGCCGGCGCCGGGGCGGAGGCGGCGGCGAGCGUCGAGUUCCGCAGCCCGGCCUACGACCCGCUGCGGCCGGCGGCGCCCGCGCAGCCGUGGCCCGCCGCCGCCGUCGGCGCGCUCACGUACCACGGCAUCGAGCCGCGCGCGGUCGGCGCUGCCGUGGGCAGCGUGGCCAAGAUUAAUCAGGACCGGGGCGUCGUCGUGCAGCCCUUCGGCGGGUCGCCGCGGCGGGCCCUGUACGGCGUCUUCGACGGCCACGGCGAGCACGGCGAGCAGGUGGCCGAGUUCUGCACGCGCGCGGUCGUCGCGGCCCUCGAGCGGGCCGUGGCCGCGGACGCCGGCGCGGCGGCCUGCGAGGCCGCGCUCGCGGCGGCCUUCCGCGAGGCCGACGCGGCGCUCGCGGCCUCGGCCGUCGAGUCGACCUACUCGGGCACGACGGCCGUCGUCGUCGUGCGCCUCGGCGGCACGCUCGUCUGCGGCAACGCGGGCGACUCGCGGGCCGUCGUCGUGCGGCGCGCCGGCGCGGGCUUCGAGGCGGCGCCGCUCAGCCGCGACCACAACCCGGACCUGCCCGACGAGCGGCGCCGCGUCGAGGCGGCCGGCGGCUUCGUGAGCGACCCGCCCGCGCCGGGCCUGAGCGCGCGCGUCUGGCUCGACGCGAAGCGGACGCGCGUCGGGCUGGCCAUGUCGCGGAGCCUCGGCGACGGCGCGGCCAAGCGCGUGGGCGUCGUGAGCGACGCCGAGGUGCGAAGACACGCCGUCGACGUGGCGCGCGACGCGGCGCUCGUGGCCGCGAGCUGUGUGGAAAUCAACCAGUGCGUCGGGUGCACCCGACAAUUCUUCACUAAGUCAUUUCUCGGCGAUGACGCGGCCGUGCCGGCUCCGUCGAGCGGUGACGAACCGGCACCGCCACGCCAUCGAGCAGGCGUCGCGUCGAUGGCGUGGAGGACGACGCGACGGUUCAGCACGAACGCGCCGUAAAAUUUUGAUUUCCACACAGGCCGCGAGCGACGGCGUCUGGGAGUUCGUGGGGAGCGACGAGGCGGCCGCGCUCGUCGGGGCCCAGCUCGACCAGGGCGGGCCCGAGGCGUGCGCGGACGCCUGCCGCGCGCUCGUGGACCUAGCCGCCCAACGGUGGCGCGACGCCGAGGGCCUGUACCGGGACGACAUCACGUGCGUCGUCGCGCGGCUGGGGGAGUGAUGCGCGUUAGAAGAGGCUUGGUGUAUGUCCUUUUCCUUUAGGAUAUUCCUUCCAACUUGAAUUAUUUAUUAAAAAGGUAUGAACCACUUCAGGG
This is a messenger RNA of Pelagomonas calceolata, 1824 nucleotides long. NCBI's taxonomy places the organism in Eukaryota, Pelagophyceae, Pelagomonadales, Pelagomonadaceae. The record is from the annotation of a GenBank genome assembly.